AUGAGUUCUGACGCUGAAAUCCAGGAGAUAGCCAUCUCCCCACACGCGGAUACCGAGAUCCUCAUCACGGAAUACACUGGGGCUUAUAUGGGUGGAAAGAAAAUAGUAAGAAGCGUUUCAAUGAAAGUUGAGCGCCACAAGCUACUUGAAUUUGAAUACUUUCGAGCAAUGUUUAGCCACGGGCGAUGGCUUGAAUCUGAAAGUCGGAAGAUUACCCUGAAGGACAACUGCAAGGGCAUGGAAGUUCUCCUGCGAAGCCUUCACGGCACCCUCGAGGACAUGUCUCUCGAUUCAGUGACUAUUGCAGGGACAUGGCAUGUGAUCAUGUCCUGCGAUAAGUAUAACGUUGAUCAGAAAAGACUGAGUUCAUGGUUCAAGAAUUGGUGGAGACAUGAGACCCAGAAGCAAAUCAACACAUUUUACUACAUGCGGUUUGCUAGGGAAGCAAUGUAUCCAUGCUUCGUAUUCGACCAUGCCUCUGCUUUUCAGGAGGUUACCAAAAGGCUCGUUUAUAAAUCUGUGGGCCACAUCACCGAGAGCAAUCCGACAGAUAUUAGACAGAUGCAUUUGCCACCGCGCAUCAUCCAGCAGAUCAAUGCGGCCCGUGGGCGCCUACGUGUCAUUCUCCACCGAGAGCUAUACGCCGAAGUCGGAGAUAUCGUCAACAAUGGCGAAUGUUCCUGUAAGGAACUUACGACUUUCGAAUAUUUGCGCGAGCUAGGGAGGAUUGAAGUUUGGCCCCUGGAGGACUCCAUGAGAAACCAAAGUAUUCAAGAGAUGCUCGAAAGACUGAGUCUAUUCGAUGAAAAAAAUAUGAGAUCCUAUACAAACCCCAGAACUGGGAAAGUUGGGUCAUGCAAUUCCUGCAAUCAAUCAUGGGGAGAAAUUGUUCUGAGAGCAGCGAGCACAGUGAGCAAAUAUUUCGAUGGUCUCUGUUUGGAUUGCAUGGACCUUAGUAAGGAUCUACGGUCAGGUGGUGACAGGGAUGAUGAUUACUGGAGGCAUAAUGAGCUACGAAAUUGGGAUAGUGGUUGUCGGAUCAAACAUGGCGAACCAACUUGGUACUUCAGCUUCAUGGGCCGCCGGGAAAAGCGUGGUUUGAUCGGAGAUUAG
Molecule: messenger RNA, 1113 nt
Organism: Aspergillus niger
Lineage: Eukaryota; Fungi; Ascomycota; Eurotiomycetes; Eurotiales; Aspergillaceae
Exons: 2
Coding region: 1-1113 (370 amino acids)
Source: RefSeq, a predicted model, not a curated record